ACACACACAGCACUGAUGGACACACACGGAUGGUGAAAGGAGACGACUCGUCCCCCGAAGGAGGAGGAGGAGGAGGAAGGAGGUGAAAGAAUAAAGACCCGAUCCAACCUGAAAACCAUUCCAACUGGAUUUCUGUGGAGAGACUGAACUACUCCGAGAGCUGAGACAGAGACACACACACACACACUCACUCUCUCAGACACACACACACACACACACACACGCACGAACACACACUCUCUCUCUCUCUCUCUCUCUCUCUCUAUGCAUGGACUAUCGUAGCCCGCAUUCAGAUUUCACCUGGUAGUGAACUGCGACUCCACAGAUAACGAAAUGCCGCGGAGGAAGCAGGAGGCGCCCAAGCGGGCUGCGGUGUACAUGCCUGAUGAAGACGCAGCUCUCCAAGAUGCCACCGCUGAGGAAGACGGAGAGAACGACACUCAAACCGAGGAGGAGUGCUCGGAGAAGACCAGCCCCAAAGUGUCUGAGGACCGAGAGCUCGACAACAAGAGCACGAACACGUACAGCAACCAGAACUCUCCCAUUAGUGUCCUUUCCAAUCAGGAGGCAGAGCUGGAGUCGCGCCUCAGCGACACCAGCGACAGACUCUCAGACUUCAAAACCUCCUCGCCACCGGAGAGCCAGAGGGAGGUCGAGAGCCGCGGCUCCAAACACAAGGAGGAGAAUGGCAGCAGCUUGGAGAAAAUGAGGGCGGCCUAUGCAAACUUUCUGUCCGACUCCUACUGGACGGGGAUCGGGAUGGACUUGAAAACGCCCCAAAACACCAGCAAAGCCAACUGCGACAGCACCAACGGCAGCACCAAGAGCGAGUUCGACUGGCACCAGGACGCGCUCUCCAAGACCCUGCAGCACACGCUCACGCCAAAGCCCGUGUCAAAACCCAACCUCUUCAGCUCCGUCCACCUGUACAGGCAAACCACCAAACCCUGUGGCUCGGUGUUCACGGGCGCCAGCCGGUUCCGCUGUAAGGAUUGUAGCGCGGCCUACGACACGGUGGUGGAGCUGACGGUCCACAUGAAUAAGAGCGGACACUACCAGGACAACAACCACGGCAAACAGAGCAACUCUUCUGCCUCGUCUUCGAAAUCGAGGAAACGAAAUCUGCACGAUAUGGAAGGGAAGGAGGACGCACAGAAGGUUCUGAAGUGCAUGUUCUGUGGCCACUCGUUUGACUCACUCCAGGACUUGAGCGUCCACAUGAUUAAAACUAAACAUUAUCAAAAAGUGCCUUUGAAAGAGCCGAUCCCAGUAAUACAUAAAUUGUUGCCACCAGCAAAGAAAAGGGCCUUCGACUCAGUGAGACCUUGCUCCCCUGACUCCACCACUGGUUUGUCCGGAUACACCGAGGCACAGCGGGCCGCCACCAUCGCCAACGCCCACAACAACCGCUACGGCUAUCAGAACGGAGCGAGUUACACAUGGCAGUUUGAAACGUGCAAGUCUCAGAUUCUCAAGUGCAUGGAGUGCGGCAGCUCCCACGACACCCUCCAGCAGCUCACCACGCACAUGAUGGUCACCGGACACUUCAUCAAAGUCACAAAUUCAGCCUCUAAAAAGGGCAAACAGUUAGCACUCGACCCCCUGGCCAUAGAGAAGAUCCAGGGCCUAGCCGAGCCGGCUGCCUGUGACAACGAGGGAGAGAAGGUGUCCCCGAAAACCGCCUCCCCCGGGGGGAGCGAGAGGGAUAGCCAGGGGGAAGGAACAUCAGACAAAAUGGAGGACACCGAAGCUAAAGAUGACAAGCAAGAGGGUGAGGAUCAAAAGGCGAACAACGGAGAUUUUAAGUACCCUUAUCUCCGUGAGGAAGAUCUCGAACAGGAGUCGAGCGGUGGAGGGGGGGACAUUCUUAAAUCUUUAGCCAACACCGUGGCCUCUGCCAUUAAUAAGGCUCAAACGGGGACGCCGAGCUGGAGCGCCUACCCGAGCAUUCACGCCGCCUAUCAGCUCUCUGGCAUCAUCAAAAGCGCCCCUCUCUCUGCCUCCCCCCCCACUCAGCUAAAGCAGACAUUUAACCACAAGCUGAGGCCGAUCGCCCCAAAGGGGAAGUCGUACCCCGGUGCUGCGGGAGUCGAGGCUCCCCAGGGACAGCAUCAAAAUGUGGACAUCAAAAAAGAAAAGGUUGGCAUUAGCGAUGGCAAAGAAAGUCAGAAUAUCAAGUUUGAUCUGGCGGAGAAUGAUGACAGCGAUUGUCAGGAUGACUCCUCUUCCUCUUCAAAGCUCGAUGCCGACUGUGUGAAUGAAGAGAGUGAAGCGAUCAAAGGGAAGUUCAGCCCAGAUUUCUCCGACAGAGGCAAGACACCGAGUCCCUCUGCCUGCAAUGGACGCAGCGCUGCUUCAGAGCCGCUCAGUGACUCUCUGGAUCUGCUCGGCAUAAACCCCCUCAGUGCGCUGCAGUCCGUUCUGAACAAUCACCUGGGCAAAGCAAACAAGCCCAAUAACUCCAGACUAGAUAAACUCUCUGCUCACACUAAGUCUAUUUUUGCCGACAUUAACCGAAGCAGCGAGAAACAGGCUUCAAUGCUCAGAAGUCCUAUAAGAAAUAGACCAGAUAACAGUUUUCUCUUUGUCGGUGACGAUCAACCGAUCGACCUGACGAAAUCCAAACUCAGCAUGCCGAGCUCGGCGCUGCUACAGCCCUCCGCCCCGAUGCCACAGAAAUAUGCUCUGUCUGACAUCGCCGACAUGGUGAAAGUUCUUCCGAAAGCCACAACGCCGAAACCCUCCGUCCCCUCGAGGAUCCCGACCAUGAAGCUGGAGUCGGACGUCAGGCGCUUUGAGGACGUCUCCUCCGACGUGUACUCCAUCCACAAGCGUAAAGGCCGACAGUCGAACUGGAACCCCCGCCACCUCCUCAUCCUGCAGGCCCAGUUUGCCUCCAGCCUCUUCCAGACCUCCGAAGGGAAGUACCUGCUCUCGGACCUCGGCCCCCAGGAGCGGAUGCACAUCUCCAAGUUCACCGGAUUGUCCAUGACCACGAUAAGCCACUGGUUAGCGAAUGUCAAAUACCAACUGCGCAAAACCGGAGGGACCAAGUUCCUGAAGAACAUGGACACGGGCCACCCCAUCUUCUACUGCAAUGACUGCGCCUCCCAGUUCAGGUCACCGGGCGGGUUCAUCUCCCACUUGGAGUCGCACCUCGGGUUCCUAAUCAAAGACAUGUGCAAAAUGCCCGUGGAGCACCAGACGAAGGUGGACGAGCCAGAACUGUCCAAGGUCCUCGGGGUCCGGGCCACGGAGGCUCAGGUCACGGACGAGGACGUCGACUCAAAGUUCAAAUGUAAGCUCUGCUGUCGGACAUUCGCCAGCAACCACGCCGUCAAACUCCACUUGAGCAAAACUCACAGCAAGUCCCCCGACAACCAUUCACAAUAUGUGGAGAUGGACCGGGAGUAGUUAUCUUUUCCUUUUCUCCUUCAUAUUAUCAUCACUGCUUUUCGUUUGCUUCCCCUUUUUUUCUUAUUUCCACACACGGGUCAGAUAUUUCAGCCAUUCUCCAAUUAGCGUUGUGUAGUGUGAAUCAUUGUUAAAACAUUUCAUGGAGUACAGCGAACACACACUGGGUAGAAGUCGUAUAAGGAAACACUAAGAGAUACUUUUGCACCCUGCUCAAAUGCAUCACCAGUAAUGAAACGUAUUACUGCUUGAAGAAACUGAAUUGCUGAUGUUUGCAUGCGAUAGCCCCCCCGGCUAUGACUACUAUUUAUUUGUAUGAUAUGUCAAGUUUCAAUUGUAUUUCAACAACAAAAUAAUGAGCUAAUUGUACUUUACAAACUCCUGCAUCCACGUGCAGCUGUCCCGACACACACACACGACAACACACAUGCAGACCUGUACAGUGUAUUGCUAUGUAAAGAUGUUUUGUGUUGCAAUGAUAGAAGAGAAGAAGAAGAAGAAGAAGAAGAAGAAGAAGAAGAAGAAGAAGAAGUAGAAGAAGAAGAAGAAGAAGAAGAAGAAGAAAAAAAAGAAGCACUUUAAUAAAUGUUUAAUCACCAGUUUAGACUCGGAUUCUGUACAUGACUCAAAAGAUGAACUAGGCCGUUUGGAAACAAGCAUAUUUCACAUGUAAAUAUAUUUUAGAAGAAAAAAUUAAAAAACAGUGCGUUUCAUGCAACAAGGAUAACAGCAAGACAGAUGAUACCUGUGAUACCUGCACCUUUUUUACUUAUUCAAAUAAAGAGUUAACAUUUGAUAACAGCUUUUGUUCUUCUUUCUUUUCUUUUAAAAUCCUUUUCAAGUUGUUUCUCUGUGGGUUUGUGAAGUUGGAAGCUUGAAUAUGAUAAUAAAAACUAAUAAGAUAAAUAUGAUUUGAACACUGACGGACAAAAUACAUGUGCAACUAGAAGUAUUAUUAUUAGUAGUAUUAGUUAUACAUGCUUAAUACUUGCUUUAUAUCCUUUAUGUCCCUUUAGGCGAAUGCC
This is a messenger RNA of Platichthys flesus (European flounder), 4439 nucleotides long. RefSeq names its product teashirt homolog 2. The coding region runs from base 334 to 3414 and encodes 1026 amino acids. NCBI's taxonomy places the organism in Eukaryota, Metazoa, Chordata, Actinopteri, Pleuronectiformes, Pleuronectidae. The record is from RefSeq and is a predicted model, not a curated record. Gene Ontology annotation, molecular function: DNA-binding transcription factor activity, RNA polymerase II-specific; DNA binding. Gene Ontology annotation, cellular component: nucleus. Gene Ontology annotation, biological process: regulation of transcription by RNA polymerase II. The transcript has 2 exons.